AGUUGCUGACCACAUUAUUACUCUUAAACUAUCUGUUGACGAAUAAUUAACUAUGGAUCUUCUGUAUGCGCAAUUAAUAAAAUUUAUAUCAAUUCUAUUAACUUGCACCCAGAGUUACCUUUUUUUUUGUAACGACGCAGAGUAUCUAGCUAUGUACAACAAAUAAAAAUAUAUAUUCCGUUUUUUUGUUGGAAUUAAAAAUAUAGAGUGUUUACCAAAAAUGAAAAAAACAACAAAGAAAGUAGAGAAGGAUGGUUAGUACUGGGGGAAAUGCAGAGGAGAACCAAGAUAAAAACAUAAGUUUUUCAUUCCAUUUUUAAAUAUAGAUAUAACAUGAUAUUUUUUUGUUAGUAUAUAAUGUCAGAAACAUAUUUGCAAUACAUGUGAAAAAUGUAAAAUACAUUUUAUAACUUAUAAAUCGGAGUAUUGUUUUCUUAUAUAAGAAUCUAUGCAUGUGUUUUAGCGUCUCACACUUGCACAUGAUUUAUUAUAAUGUCUUCUUGUGUUUAUUAUAAUAGUAUAGUAAGAAGUACCACAAGAUUGAAUUUCUCUUCAAUAUCAUAGUUAACUACCGUUUAUUUUCCCAUUAUUUUUGCUGACUAAUUAUACUCUUCAUAAAAAUAUGCAUUGGUCGUUACUAUUAUUUUUUACUUUUUAUAUAGCAAACGACAACCAAUAGGUAAAUUUAUAAUACCACCACUGUAUUUAUUAUUAGAAUUGACCAAGAAAAUAGGAGCGUCUCGUCUUAUUUUGAUGGACUUUCUUAUUAUUAAAAUGAUGUAUUUUUCUUUAUAAACGAAGCCCCCUCUUUUGCUUCCUUCAUUCACCUGGUUGUUGGUACUUGGUAUCUCCACAAAGAAAAAUAAAAUAAAAUGAUCAACUUGAUUAGUUCUCUCGAACUCUCAUCUCUCACUCUUGAAGAUCCAUGGCCUGCUUUCUAGCCUAAGUUUCCUCUGUUUUCUUAUCGAGUCUUUCUUGGUUUCUUCAUCAUACUCUUAAAACGUUUUCUAAAAAUCAUGGGGACUGGAGAAAAAGCUCUGAAAGGCUUCCAUUUACUUCGCAAACAAACUGUCAAAAACAAAGAUGUUCCAAAAGGAUGCUUAGCGAUCAAAGUUGGAUCACAAGGAGAAGAGCAACAAAGAUUUGUAGUUCCUGUUUUGUAUUUUAACCAUCCUUUGUUCAUGCAGCUCUUGAAAGAAGCAGAAGAUGAGUAUGGAUUCGAUCAAAAGGGCACCAUCACAAUUCCAUGCGACGUUGCGGAGUUUCGUUACGUUCAAGAUUUGAUUGAUGGAGAGAGAUCGGUUAAUCAUAACCAUCAUCAUAGACAUAGUGGUCGUGACCAGUAUCAUCAUCUUGUUGGGUGUUUCAGAGGCUGAAGAAUGAUUAAAUAUAAAUUGAUGAUGGUUAAUGAAUUAUUGUUGUGUUUACAUUUUAGAUCUUUUUUUUUGUGUUGAUCCUGUGGAGUUGUGGAGCCAAAAAAUGGCCUAACCCAAGAAUGAAGUGAAUUUCUGAAUUUUUUCUGUAAUUGUAUGGAAUUUUAAGAUAAAUAAAUUUAAUUUUCUGAUUUUAA
Brassica rapa (field mustard) is the source of this 1570-nucleotide messenger RNA. Its product is annotated as auxin-responsive protein SAUR32. Lineage: Eukaryota; Viridiplantae; Streptophyta; Magnoliopsida; Brassicales; Brassicaceae. The record is from RefSeq and is a predicted model, not a curated record. Gene Ontology annotation, biological process: response to auxin.